This is a messenger RNA of Rhea pennata, 2195 nucleotides long. It is a transcript of the gene NSUN6, whose product is annotated as NOP2/Sun RNA methyltransferase 6. Bases 268 to 1677 code for a protein of 469 amino acids. The record is from RefSeq and is a predicted model, not a curated record. The transcript has 13 exons. NCBI's taxonomy places the organism in Eukaryota, Metazoa, Chordata, Aves, Rheiformes, Rheidae. Gene Ontology annotation, molecular function: RNA methyltransferase activity; RNA binding. Gene Ontology annotation, biological process: RNA methylation.
GCGGCAGCCGGGCGGCGCGAGGUGAGGUGAGGCGAGGCUGCUGAAGUUGUGAAUAACGUACUGAACUUCCCACCUAUAACACUGAAAAUUACCUUUGUCUGAGCUUGAAGAUUAAGUCUAAAAAAGAUAAGUGUCUUCUAGCCUGAAACUUCAGCUGAAUCUGGAAUAUGAGGUAUUUUUGAGAUCUAUGUGAUGAAAGUCAGAAGCAGCCUCUAAUUCAAAGAGAAUGUAUGCCCAACUUUCUGGUAUUUUAAAUGCUAAAAGAAGAUGGCUUGCUUUCCCAAAAUAUCCUUUCAAUGUGAAGUUGAAGAAUAUCUUGGCAAAGUGUUCAGAAAUAGUGAGCUUAUAACUGCUUUAGGUACACAGGAGGCAGAGAGUAAAUACCAAGCUCUGUUAAGUCAUCUGUCUCAUCCACCAGCUUUCACAACUGUUAGAGUAAAUACACGCUUGGCCUCGGUGAAACAUGUGAAAACUUUACUGUUUGAAGAGAUCCAGAAGCAAUUUAAAGGACUAUGUGUUCCAAUUCUUGAGCACCCAGAAAUCCAGGACAUCUUAUUAAUUCCUGUCAUUGGACCCAGGCAAGGUAUAAAAAGACAUGCAUCUGAAGUCAUUGUUGGAGCCCACUGUGGUUAUGCAGUACUUCGAGGAGCACAUGUAUAUGUCCCAGGAAUUAUAUCUACCUCAAAAUUUUUGAAAGCUGGAGAUUUGGUCUCAGUGUAUUCUGAUAUUGAAGGGAAGUGUAAAAGAGGAGCCAAAGAAUUUGGAGGAAUCAAAGUUUUCCUUGGAAAUGGGAUUUCUGAACUGAAUCGCAAUGAAAUCUUCAGUUCAAAUGGCCCACUGAAUGGGAUGGGCAUAAGAAUGAUAGAGCCAGUCUACCUUAGCCCUUCGUUUGACAAUGUGCUUCCUAGUCAUUUGUUUUUACAGAACUUGCCUUCUGUGGUUGUGAGCCACAUUUUAAACCCUCAGCCAGGAGAGAGAAUUUUGGACAUGUGUGCUGCACCUGGAGGAAAAACAACCCAUCUUGCCACGUUAAUGCAUGACCAGGGUGAAGUAAUAGCCAUGGACAAGAUAGCCAACAAGGUGAAAAAAAUUAAGCAGAAUGCUGAAUUGCUCCAAUUGAAUUGCAUUAAGGCCUUUUGCUAUGAUGGAACAAAGGCACUCUCAGUUGAGAAGAGAGAGGAUAAACAAGAAGGUCCUCCUUUUUUACCAGAGUCAUUUGAUCGAAUUCUUCUCGAUGCACCAUGUAGUGGAAUGGGGCAAAGACCAAACAUGGCUUAUUCUUGGACUCUAAAGGAAGUGACAUCUUAUCAACCACUGCAACGCAAGCUUUUCACUGUGGCAGUGAAAUUGCUGAAGCCAGGAGGUGUUUUAGUAUACAGUACAUGUACGAUUACACUUUCUGAAAAUGAGGAACAAGUUGCUUGGGCCCUGGAAACCUUUCCAUGCCUCCAGCUUCAGCCACAGGAACCUCAUAUUGGAGGAGAAGGCAUGAGGGGAGCUGGGCUGUCGCUCGUUCAGUUGAAGCUGCUGCAGAGAUUUGAUCCAUCUGCUGUGACUUUGCAAGGAAUGGAUAUUAAUUCUUUGCAAGAUUCCAGGGAAGAUGAUUUGAUUGCACUGGCAAAUAAGGACUGUAUAGGAUUUUUUAUUGCAAAAUUUAUUAAAUUGAAUAGUAAAUAAGUAUUCAGCGAUACAACCUGAAAAAAUACCUUUGUGAGUUGAAGAACAGUUCAAACGUUAACUAUAUUUCUUACUGCUGCAAUGUUGCCAAGCCAACAGACUGACGACAUGGUUGCUAUGGUAGCACUAAAAUCUGCCAGCUGUUCUGCUGGGAAAAAGCCACAGGUUGCAGAAAGAAAGUCACAGCUGGGGGAGGGGUAGUAUCUUUUUUUAAGUCUCCACUUACUUUUGUAUUUACAGCAGAUCAGUGCAUGAAUGACAAGUAUGUUUAGUCAUCCUGUUGUCUGUUUUAUCUUUUGCUAUGUGUGUAGCUCAUAUAGCACCACAAGCAUAGGAACAGGGCUUUAUGGGGAUAGGGUGGGGGUUAAGCUAUCUUAUGAAAUGUAAUCAUAAAUAAAAUAGAUUGGAACUGUUUUUGCAAAUUUUGGAAAAGAUGGUUUCUGUGGAGGUUUACCAAAAUGCUUCAUUAAAUAGUGCUAAGUGAAACACUAAUAUUUCACAAAUAACUGUUUUAUAAA